This is a messenger RNA of Sus scrofa (pig), 1164 nucleotides long. The record is from RefSeq and is a predicted model, not a curated record. NCBI's taxonomy places the organism in Eukaryota, Metazoa, Chordata, Mammalia, Artiodactyla, Suidae.
UGGAAUCCAGGACCCCCAACAGAGACUGUCUUUGAGAAGGAAAUGGAAGAAUGGGAAAGGGGUUUGAAGCGUCAGUAUGCGCCCUUUGAACCUGCUUGAGUGGCCGCCAUGCCUUGUGAGGCCACGGACCACUCGGCCUCCCUGGACCAGCCCAUGAUGGACCUCGUGCCAGAGCCCAAAGUGGAGGAGGCGCUGGGCCUGAACCAACUGCCAUCCGAGCUGCUCCUGAUGGUGCUGAGCCAGGUCCCCCCACGCAUGCUCAUCAGACACUGCCGCCAGGUGUGCCGGCGCUGGCGCGCCCUGGUGGACUGCCAGGACCUGUGGCUGAUCAUCCUGGCCCGGGACCACCGCGCCCUGUGGCCAGUCCUCCAGAGCUGCCUGCCCCCCGCUGAUGACACCAGGCCCUCCGUCCUGGGCCGCUUCUGCGUGCGCAGACCUCUGCAUCAGAACCUCUUUCGGGACCCCAAGGGCGAAGAAGACUUCCAGAAAAGGCCGCGGGUGAGCAGAGAGGAGGAGGUGGCUCUGAAGGAAAAGUGGCAGGGCGUCAUCCGCAGGGCGGGUUGGAAGAACAGCUUUCGCUAUCUCUACAGGUGGUUUGAGAAGAAGCAAGUGGUGGACCUGCAGGAGGAGGGUCUCUGGCCAGAGCUCCUGGACAGCGGCAAGAUUGAGAUUUGGGUCUCUGAUUGGCGGAUAGAACGACGGCAAAGCAGCAAACAUCGAUAUGAACUAACGGUCCUCCUCCUAGAUGCCAACAAGUCCAUCCUGCAUCGUUUUGCUCCUUUGCGUUUUCCCGAACAGCCGAGAAGAAAGUGUGUCUUCCUCCAGCAUGGCGCUUCAGGCCCUUCAGGCUGCUUCCUGGUGGGUCAGGGCUCCACCACCAGCAGAAGCUGCGUGGCCUUCCUGACCCAGCCUUACUCGGAAGUUUCCUGGAAACAGUCACUCCGCAUCACUCACGCCACACUCCUGGUCAACCACGAGUUCUCUAACCUCAAGAAGGGUGUCCGCUUUGUUUCUUUUGAACACACAAUCCGGAACAUUGAGUACAGACCCGAAUGUUAUAAACUCUAUCGGUCCAGCUCCAGUGUGUCAGUGCUGGUCCGUUGUGAUCAACAACGUGGCUGCGCCUCCCAGGAGCUGGAGUCAUUGGCGGGGCCAUCUCAUUAA